UCUUGGAAAGUUGGGCUACAUUUCAGUGCUGGGCGCAGACGAUAAGGGAACCUCUGCGGCGCUGUUUGGGUGGACACGCGAGUAAACCAUAAGGUCUUCAGGUCAGGAAUUAUGGCUUUGUUUGUGGACCAGGCGUUUGAUUAUGUACAUAAAAUGAAUGAAGAUGGAGAGACUGAAAUUAUCUUCAACAAAAACGAGGUCCGGUUUACAGAUUCUACAAACGAGCACUCAGUAUCCUCUCCGGAGCCAGACAGGACAGGGCAGCCCGAAGGACAAAGAAAACGAAAAAGAACUAUUUUUACCCGUGCGCAAUUAUCUGAGUUGGAGCGCGCUUUCGUGGUAACCCCAUACCCAGAUAUCGCUCUGCGCGAGAGACUUGCCGCCCUCACUUUGCUUCCCGAGAGCAAAAUUCAGGUGUGGUUUCAGAACAGACGUGCUCGGAGCAUCAAAAGUGGCAGACUAACCAGACCAGUGAAGAGAAGUCCAGCUAGAGCAAUCAAUUCCAGUUGUAACCUAGCAACCAGCUUCUCUCAUCCUGGCAGCAGUUUUCCAACUUCUGCUGUUCCAGAACCAAGUAGCAGACCAGAAAGGUACCAGGCAUCCAACAGGAACAACCACCACCAGCAACAGCCAUGUAGUCUUAACUGGGCCAGACAAGGCCUAUGCCCCUGGUCUCAGAAUCUGCCCCAUCCUACACCGACUGCAGCACCCGUCUCUCCUGACCUCCCUGGAGUGCUCCCCUGGGGCACCAGACCAGCGAAUCCACCCAGCGCUCCCUCCAUGUCCACAGCUCAGAUAGGGAGGCCAGUCCACUCUUCACCCCAGCACCAGUGGAGUGAGUUCAUGCAGACUGGCGCCAGUACAGCUCCAUAUGGGGGGUUUUCGGGGCAUGCAGGUAAAGCACAAUGUAAUGCUAAUCCAAACAGGAAUUCCUCUGAGUCCAUGCACCAGGUGAUCCCUUCGCCUGCUGCACAAAGCUACUUGGAGGGGCCCCUGCACAAACAUGAACAGUCUGUUGGAUCCUUUCCCCAGACCCCCCUAGGAGACAUCUCUGACCUCAUAUACAGUGCUGCUGUAGUUGCCAAUUUGGCAGACUUCUGACGUCAUAUGAACUGAGAAGCUUCCAAUCAACCUCUAUUGCUCAAAAUCACGAAUUUUCUUAAGAUCUGUAUAUAUGCUUAUUUUUUUAUGAUGAUUUUUUUUAAGGUGACAUGGGCAGUGCCCAGUUUCAGGUUCAAGUGUCAAAGUUCUGUGUUAGCUUGAUAUCAUUCCAUUUGUGUUUAAUCUUUAUAUUUAAUCUGAAUUCGCUGUAUUUGGAAGCAAGUUUACUAAUACUGAAAUACUGAGGUAUUUGUUUUCUUAGUUAAGUGUAGUGCAAUCUGACGACAUUCAUAAAGACUAAUCUGAGAUGUUGCAGUGUGUUUUGAUGAA
This is a messenger RNA of Electrophorus electricus (electric eel), 1431 nucleotides long. It is a transcript of the gene sebox, whose product is annotated as SEBOX homeobox. The record is from RefSeq and is a predicted model, not a curated record. Gene Ontology annotation, molecular function: DNA binding. NCBI's taxonomy places the organism in Eukaryota, Metazoa, Chordata, Actinopteri, Gymnotiformes, Gymnotidae.